Messenger RNA from Talaromyces stipitatus ATCC 10500, 1899 nucleotides. RefSeq names its product ferric-chelate reductase, putative. Gene Ontology annotation, cellular component: plasma membrane. The transcript is spliced from 6 exons. The coding region runs from base 1 to 1899 and encodes 632 amino acids. Gene Ontology annotation, biological process: copper ion import; intracellular iron ion homeostasis; iron ion transport. Gene Ontology annotation, molecular function: ferric-chelate reductase activity. NCBI's taxonomy places the organism in Eukaryota, Fungi, Ascomycota, Eurotiomycetes, Eurotiales, Trichocomaceae. The record is from RefSeq and is a predicted model, not a curated record.
AUGGCCGCUUGGUUGAGUCAACCAGUGCAACUGCACUCGAGUCGUAAAUUCAACUGUGAGGAUAUCACGCCAGAAGAAUGCGAGUAUUAUUAUCAACGUUGGCACUACUGGUAUGAAGCCGAUCACGUAUUUGCAUUGCCAACGGUGGCAUUCUUCAUGUGCACUAUCGGCAUAUUCAUCAUUGCUCGUGUCAUAUCACGGACUCUUAGCUACCGCAUAGGUCGAGGUCUUCCGAUAUGGAGGAGGAUAAUUGCGGCAGUUCGUUACCUGUCUUAUCGUGGGUUCUACGUGAAGAAAUUCCGAUGGAGCUCACCCUCUGUGGGACUCUUGAUGCUGGCAAGUAUCGGCACCACUUACUUUUUCUGCAUGGAUUUGGCUCCCAAGCCCUAUUACUGGCCGAACUUGAACUGGGGAAACUCUCCAGCGCUCGGUACCAGAUCUGGAUGGCUGGCUCUGGCGUGCAUGCCUUUUGUUUUCGCUACCGCUAGCAAGGCGAACUGGAUCACCCUGCUUACGGGUGUCCCUCAUGAGAAACUCCAAGUAUUCCAUCGAUGGAUCUCCUAUGCCUUCUUUAUCCUCGCACUAAUGCAUACGUUUUCAUUCAUUGUCUACCAUAUCCGGAAUGCUGACAUGGUGCACCAGAUUACCGAAAGUAACACUCUAGUCUACUGGACUGGCAUAGUUGCAUUGGUACUUCAAGCAUGGUUAACCUUUGCAUCUUUCAGUUUCUUCCGGAACCUUGGUUACGAGUUCUUUAAAGCAGCACAUAUCUUUGCAGUCAUCGUGUUCAUGUUGAUCUUUUUCUGGCAUUGCAAUUUUAGACUCACAUCAUGGGACUACUUCAUAGCAACAGCGGCAGUAUACAUUCCAUGCCUACUCUACUCGUGGCUUCGAACUUUCUUUGAGUAUGGGAUCGGUCAGAAGGCGCAAAUUGUUAUCGAAGACAACGGCUUCACUCGUAUUACGAUCCCUGCAAACUUUGAAUGGGUGCCUGGACAGCACUGUUUUCUGCGCUUCCCCAGCUUUGGUAUCCACGCUCUCACAUCCCACCCAUUCACGAUCUGCUCACUUCCCUCGGUAUCACCACAUGAGCAGUCCAAUCUUACAUUCUACAUCCGUCACCAAGGCGGCUUCACCGCGAAACUUUACAAUUAUGCUACGAAGCAAGCGAGUGUCUCAGCCCCCGUACUUAUUGAUGGUCCUUACGGAGGAAUUGAUCGUCAGAAAUUCUACAACAGUGACCACGUCAUUGUUAUUACAGGUGGUUCGGGAGCCGGAUGGAGUCUACCUUUCAUUGAGCAAUUCUGUAGACAUUACCUUUCCAUGGCGAACAAGACGAACAUCCCGAAUAUGGAAGCUUCUGAUGAAGAGAAGAAUACCAGCGGUGACCCGCAAAGCUUGGUAUCAACUCUGUCAAUGCGUGUGGUUCUAGCGACGAGAGAGUCUGCCACAAGUGUCUGGUUUCAGAGACGUGUUGGCGAGAUCCUAUCACAGCACUCACUAGAGCAUUCAUCGCUUGACCUUGAUUUACAAGUUUACGUGACCAGUGAAACGAAGAGGGACUCAUACUCGCCAGGAGUACUUGCGGACCAAGAGAAUGCCGUGUCUCUUCAGAUAGUGGGAGAUACCACUACACAGAAAGAUAACGAAAAGGGGGAACGCAUGACAUGUAACCUUUUAAUUCAAGAACAACACAGCCGACCACCAUUACCACUGAUCAUUCAGGAAGAGGCUGCAAAGGUGGCAGAGGCUAGACAGUCAUUGGGCGUUUUCGUCUGCGGGCCUCACACGAUGCAGAAUGAUGUGCGUAACGCUGUGGCAAAGGAGAACCUACGUCUCGUGAAUAAUCCAAGUUUCGAAGGCGUUUACUUGCAUAUGGAACACUUUUCGUGGGCGUAA